GAUACAAGCGUCGGACUUUCCCUGGCAGCUCCCCCCUCCCCCUCCCCACCUCUGUUUCACUGACACUCGCGCACACGCACGCACACACACAAACACACAGGGACUGCAGCAGUAAAUGAGGAAAACUUCAUGAAUGCAUGCCUGCCUCUAGCGAAUGCUGGAGCUAAGUAAAUGUCUUACUGAUACCUUAGGAGAAGAAGUGGUAGCUACAUCUCACGGGGCUUUGAAGAAUUUCUCUGAUAUCAAGCAGCCGAUGUGCAACAACUACUACAACUACUGCUGCUGCUGCUGCCGCUGCUUUUACUAUUACCAUGGAAGAUCAUCUCUUCAAUCUAAGCUCCCUAAUCAACUAAACGAACGGACAUGUACUGGAAGCACAGAGGAUUUUUACUGUAUUCUCCAUUUCAUCUGUAAUUUACUCUUAAAGAAACCAUGGUGAGCAAGGAAUCCAGUAAAUGCCUGCUCACAAACUCAGAGUCAGAGACUGAGGCUGCUGCAUCACUGGCCUUGGAGAUGAAAUACUCCCUGGAUCCCAACCGGCAGAUCAGAAAGCGGAAUAAGGCCCUGCAGGUAAGAUUCAAGGACAUCUGUGAAGCCCAGAAUGAACAAAGGGAGGCAGCCCAGCAAUCAGAGCGGAAGAGCGCAAAGCCCAUCUCUUACAAAGUGGCGUACCGCAAAUAUAUGACAGUGCCAGCAAGGCGGUCCAUUCCCAACGUCACCAAGAGUACCGGCGUGCAAACUUCUCCUGACCUUAAAAAGCGCUAUCAAACGUUCCCGUUUGAGCGCAAGAAAGGACACACUAUUAAACAUGCUGCAGCCGUGGAAGGUUUUAAAAGUCACAACAAUGGAUUUGUAAUCGACGUUAAGGGUAAUAAAGACAAAGAAAGCUCAGGGGAGGCUGCUCAGUGCAGCAGGAAGGUCAGCGAUCAAAAACAAGCGAUGUUGACUUCACAUACUAAUGACUGUGUAACAACAGUUGAUCAACAUUCCAGCGGCAACUGUUCUGAUGGAACCACAUGCACAGAAUCCUUGUUGGUCAGCUGUUCUAAAGAGACUCCCUGCCUCCCAAACCCCACAGACUCCAGUAUAGAGGCAGAUUACCAAAUUUGCAGUGUUAAAACAAAAAACCAUAAAGGAUUACAGCAAGGAGAAAAGGACCCUAAACCAUCUGCAAAGAGGCAAAUGCUAAACUUUGAGGAAACCUCUACCAGACCCCUGCAGGACACGGGUGCAAAGGUGAUGGGUCCUAUUGCCUGGAACUCUUUAACACAGGUGGAAUGCUUGGAAAGUCCUUCAAUGAGGGGUAAACGUAAGAAAGGGCUGCAGCUCAAUGGAUUGCAGACACAAAUAUUGUCUGGUCAGGCUUGCUCCAUACAGACUCAGUGCCACUCAAGUAAGUGCACUGAUCAGCCUCUACAGAUCCAGGCUGCUCCUGCCAUGGAAGGUCAAACAUGCCAGAGCAGUGCAGUGGCUGUGAGUGAAGCCUGUCAGCAGAUUGUGCCCGUCGCACAGGAUGGGGACCUAAAAGCACAGCUACAGGUUAUGGAAAACCUGAUCAGUUCCAGUCAGGAGACCAUUAAAGUGCUGCUAGGAGUCAUUCAGGAGCUGGAGAAGGGGGAAGCUCACAGAGAGGGCCUCUCCUAUCGAACGGGACAGGACACGGCAAACUGUGACACUUGUCGAAACAGCGCAUGCAUUAUUUACAGUGUCGAGCUCGACUUCAAGCAACAAGAGGACAAACUGCAGCCCCUGUUGAAAAGGCUGUGUCCCACUGAGGACACUCAGGUUCCAUCUCUGCCUUACCCCCAGGAGGGAUAUACUUCAACACCCAAGAGGAAGUCUAAAACAGAGUCAAAGAAGCAUGCAAGAUGGAAACUCUGGUUUCUAUGAUUUUUUUUCUUCAAAUCCGAUGGCCUGCCUUCUACUCCUGUACACGGAUACCAGUCAUCUCUUUCCCUGGAUAAUGGAUGCAGUGCUGGAAUUAAGCAAAGGUUCAUGAUCCCAGUUUGAAAAGUAGUAAAUAACCUGCAUACCAUUUAAGUUUUGUCACGUUUACCAAAAAAGGAUUCAAACUUAUAACUAAUUUCCAGGAGCAAGGCGUGAAAUUACACCAAGCCUACUUAUUUGCAGAUCAGCAAGGUGAGAAGCAAGACUGGAUUUAUUAUUUUCUGUUUAUUUAUUUUUCUGUUCAAGUUUGCGGAGGGAAAUUUUGGUUUAUUAGUUAAGCAACUGUUACAGUUACACUUUAGAAUGACAAGCCAGCGCCUUUGCAUUUACACCUCCCCAUCCAUUCUCUUGAUCCACAAAAAUGGAAACCAUCAAGACUGUGUGGACAACUUGUUUCUUGAGAAACCAUGAAUGAGAUUGCUUCUACAGCAUAUCAGAAUCUGGGCAAAGCACAAGUUUUUUUUCUCUAAUGUUAGGAUAUGUUGGUUCAAUUCCUUUUUGUGUAAAAGGAGGAGGUUAACUGAUUAUAAUUAGCAUUAAGUUCAAUGUUUUAAUUUAGGAACAUGUGCCAAAAAAAGUUUAUUAAGAAACAGUUACUGCUCUUCAUUGAAAUGGGAAGCAGAGUGAAUUUCCCAAGGUGGAGACACUUCAAUCACCGAGUGCUGACAGGGUCAAAAUCCAGGAAAACAGGCACGUGUCUAAUCCAGUCAAACCGUUAAAAACAUCUCAAAGCUUUAUACUGUACCUUUGCAGUCCCUAAUUGUAAUAUACUACAAAAUAAUAAAAUUACAGUUAUUUUUAUAUACUUGUUAAGUUAGCAUCUCAAUGUAAUUUUUUAAAACAUAUAUAGAAAUAGAUAUAUAAACUUUAAGCUCACUAACUAAAUAAAAUUAAUUAGUUUUUCUGCGGUGAAAAGGAUCAGGAAUUUGUAAACUGCACCGUAUUUUAUUAUAAAGACCAAGUGAGACCUUUUCAGUGAAAGUUCCGAGUGGCAGGUAAAGAUUAAAUAAGAACAAAAAGAAGCUUUAUUAUUUUUGACACUUCUAAAAAGAAUCAGGUUCAUGCCAAGUGAUUAAAAGUGAUUGCUUCUCACUCACAGACAGGCUAAAGCCAUGCUAUGACAUUUAAUUAAAGAAUUAAAAAAAGCACUAGCACAGUACCAUGUAGAUUACAUCUUUCACAUUGAACACAACACAGUCUUUAAUCAAUAUUAUUAAACCCAUCCUAUAUAAUUCAAGAUGUUCUGUAGCUAACAUCAACAUUCACAAAUUGAUAUGAUCAGUGAUUUUGAUACUAUAUGAUUGCUUCCUAUACAGCAGCUACAGUACAUUCAGUUCUACUGAAUGUUGCUAUUUAUAUAGUAUAAAUACACAGCUUCAACAGUGAUAAGAAUCAUAUACGUUUUUUUUAACACCAUCAGUCUGCCACACCAAAAAAAGCAUUACACAGCAAUGUAAUGACUGUAAAGCUAGCCUUUUAACCCUAAUUUCUGAGAAUUAUGUCAAAAAGAUGGACAAGCAUUUUAAUCUCAAUACUAAAAUGUUAAAUGCAAAAAACAAUGAAGAAAUACACAUUUAACAAGUACUGUAUUUCAUAAGGCUACAUCUGUAUGUUUUGGAAUAUAAGAGGAUGAAAAGUUAUCAAGAGGUGUUCUAAUGGCCUAUAUUUUAUGGCAAUGUUAGAGGUCAACAAGCUUGCAAUUAAAACCUUCCAAGCAACUAAUAAAAGCCAAAAAAAACAAAAUUCCCGAAAGACAUCUGUGCCAAAGCUUUUCAUUGGGCAUAAAGGUAUUUUCAAAAAUUUCUGAGUUAUUACCAAUAGGAAGUGUCACAACUUCCCAUUGGUAAUGAGUACAGUUUGCAUCAAAGGGAAGCUGUACUACUGAUCAUAAAACUGUUACAUACUCAAUCGCUGGUUCCAAAGUCAUUCUCAUGCCCUUGAUAAUCAAAAAGGCUAUCUGUUGACUGUAUUUAAUAAAAAAAACCUCUAAAUCUUGUACAUGAGGAAUUAAAUUUCAAAUAGUUUUAUUGUAGCAAGAGAGACAUAGACGUUUAUCUGUACCUUAAGGAAGUGCAAUUGAUUUAUUACGUGCAAUAUUGUGUAUUUUCUACUGUUUUUAAGUCAAAUUAAAGAAUUUAUGAUAAAAUUAAC
Molecule: messenger RNA, 4098 nt
Organism: Lepisosteus oculatus (spotted gar)
Lineage: Eukaryota; Metazoa; Chordata; Actinopteri; Semionotiformes; Lepisosteidae
Gene: insyn2a
Product: inhibitory synaptic factor 2A
Biological process (GO): inhibitory postsynaptic potential
Cellular component (GO): postsynaptic density
Source: RefSeq, a predicted model, not a curated record